Oikopleura dioica is the source of this 723-nucleotide messenger RNA. Lineage: Eukaryota; Metazoa; Chordata; Appendicularia; Copelata; Oikopleuridae. The record is from the annotation of a GenBank genome assembly.
AUGGAUGAACUUGAUACUUUUCAGUUAGAGCUUCAGUUGAACGGACUUUUCGAUGAAAAACCAGACGAUUCUGCUCUUGAUGCUGAGCUUCAGCAAUUGGAAGGGGGAUCCUUACUCCAACAGUUCUUCGAAAAACCAGACGAUAAGGAGGAAUUUCCGGAAAAACCAGAGUCGAAGAAAAGGGAUGAAUCUUCGAUUGACCCAUUUUUACAUGCCGUCAUCAGUGCCUCAAAAAAUGGCCGAAAAAUCAAGCUGAAACGACCGUUUUCCGAAAGCCUAGUCGAAGUUGACGAAGAGCAAUUUCGAACAUUUUUGGACUUUUAUGGAGCACCUUGCAACUCCGCUGUUGACAAUCAAAACCGCGUCAACGAAAUAAUCGAGGCGUUGACAAACAGCCAAAUGGUUGACCAGGUUACAGAAGAAGACGUCGGCUUUCUCAUUUCUCAUAUUCGCAACAUCGAGACUGUCCCAAAACGUGGGAAAGGCGAUGGAAACUUCAGAUGUAAAAUCUGCCCCCACUUGCUCAUCAAUUCUGAAAACUACGGACUCAGCAAUAAAGAAAAUCUCAAGCGCGACUACCAACACCAUCUGCAGCAUCACAUUUCUCGAUGGAAAUGUAGUCUCUGCUCGCACACGCACUUUCGAAAAGACACCAUGGAGCAGCAUCUAAGAAGACUUCAUCCGGAAGAAGAAGGAGAGCCAAUCGAAUUGCCAAGAUUUUGA